GACUGAUGGCUUUGUACGCGAGUGUAGUCAAUGUACAGGCAACGAUUGCGAGCCAGCUAGCCAGAAAUGAAGCCAUUAUGGUGGAUGUAUGAAGCCACAGCGUCGAAUAGAGCAUAUAUGGUAAUGAUAUUUAUCAGUAUCCCCUUUCUGCUCCCCUCAUGGUUGAACAUCCCAUCCAUCCUUCCAUUCUUUAACCACUCAGUUCGAACCGGCGACUUUCAACCGGCGAGUUUAACUUCAAAUCCAUGUGUUUGCUGACCGGUGCCUAGUCAUCAGUUCAAUGAUAGGUUUAUGAUAAGCAAGUCGAAUUCAUCUAAUUAUUCAGAUCAUCGUUCGACAGCAGCAUUUGUGUCAUUCCAUUUACAUACGCAUCUGAUCAUCAUGCCAUCGCAGCUACUACAGCAAACCGCCAUCAUCGGCCGUGAUGAUGGAGCUCUGGCAAUAUCACACCAUGUCGACAUUCCUGAGCUCCAAGACGACAUGAUCCUCGUGAAAAAUGUUGCUGUUGCUUUGAACCCAAUUGAUGCCAAAAUGGUCGGCAAAUUGGCAACACCGGGAGCGAUUGCAGGCAUGGAUUUCGCCGGCGAGGUCAUCUCCAUUGGAAGGAAUGCCCAUCCUGCUGCCUGCAUCCAGAUUGGGGACCGUGUCUGUGGUGCUGUGCCGGGGAUGCAUUCUCUCACGCCAACCGUGGGCGCUUUUUCUCAGUUCGUUGGGGCUGCAGAUAUUACGACGGUGAAGAUCCCACCCCAUAUGUCUUUUGAAGAGGGUGCGUCCUUUGGAAGCGGCAUUGGGACAAUCGGUCUGGCUCUGUUCAAGUCGUUGCGUGUGCCAGGAACACCCUCGCAUCCGGCUGAGAAGCCCCGGGAUGUGCUCGUGUAUGGAGGCAGCACUGCAACAGGGACGCUCGCGAUACAACUGAUCAAAUUGUCAGGGUUGAAUCCCAUUGUAACCUGUUCUCCUCGCAACUUCGACCUAGUCCGGUCUUAUGGAGCAGCAGCCGUGUUUGACUAUAAGCAGCCAUCGUGCACUGAUGAUAUCCGCAAACAUACCCGGAACUCGCUCAAGUUCGUGUUGGACUGCAUUGCGGAACCGGAAACGAUGCAGUUCUGCUACAAAUGCCUGGGACGAGCAGGUGGCAAAUACACAGCGCUGGAGCCAUAUCCCGAGUUUCUGCACGACAGACCCAAGACGGUCACGCCAGAUUGGGUCCUGGGGCCCACAAUAUUGGGCAAGAAACUGGGAUGGCCAGCGCCGUUUGCAAAAGAGGCAGACGCAGAGCAGCGCAAGUUUGGCAUCGAGUGGUUUACAACGGCCCAGAAGCUGCUGGAUGAGGGAAAGCUGAAGCCACACCCGAUUCGGGUGAUGGAAGGUGGAUUUGAUGGUGUCUUUGAGGGGCUUGAUCUUCUGAAAAAGAAGACGAUAUCCGGGCAGAAACUGGUCUGUCGUGUCAGAGACUGUAGCGAUGGUGAGAUCGACAAGAUCCUGGCCGAGGCUGGUGAAAAGCGAUAUCUGGUGCAGUUUAAGGAUCGACCAGAGUUCAAGAAGUGGAUUGGCGUGGAGGAACUGGGCAAGAAGCCGUCUGUCUUGUACGAUUGGUAUAAGAGCAAGUGGGCAGAGGCAGAUGUCUGACGCCAGGAUAUAUAUCGAAGCAGUAGAUGUCAGUGAACUUGAUCCAUGA
This is a messenger RNA of Aspergillus wentii DTO 134E9, 1678 nucleotides long. RefSeq names its product zinc-binding alcohol dehydrogenase family protein. Gene Ontology annotation, molecular function: oxidoreductase activity, acting on NAD(P)H. Lineage: Eukaryota; Fungi; Ascomycota; Eurotiomycetes; Eurotiales; Aspergillaceae. The coding region runs from base 292 to 1629 and encodes 445 amino acids. The transcript is spliced from 2 exons. The record is from RefSeq and is a predicted model, not a curated record.